ACUCCACAGUUUGCUAACAGUGUUGUGUCGGUGUUUGACAACGGCCACAGUCUGCAAGUCUGAAAAUCUGAAUAGAAUUCUCCACCAACCACCUUCAACAUUCAACCAAAAAUAAAAAACCAAGCAUCGUCUUAAGGAUUUUUCGAAUCGUGUUUUGACAUUUUGUGUCAUGGCUGAUCGUAUUCGCCCGAAGGUUGCACAGAUGCACUGUUGAACAGAUCAAACCAUUCCUUCUUUGUAGGUUGAAAUAUGAUCAAAGUAGAUGAAGAAGAUCCCAUCGGAGAAGUUGAACUAUCAUUUCCAUAUCGAGAUGUUAAAAUACGAAGAGGUGUGAACCCCAAAGAUCUUUACGAAUUAGAUGCAGAAAUUGGAAGGGGAAAAUUUGGUACUGUUUAUAAAUGUACUGAAAAAGCGACCGGUUUGAGUUUGGCCGCAAAAUUUAUCGGUGUCCCCAAAAAAGAAGAUCGUAGAAAUGUUGAAAGAGAAGUUGAUAUCAUGCGACAACUGCAACAUCCCAGAUUAAUCCAAUUAUAUGAUGCCUUUGAAAAUGGGAAGGUUAUGUGUGUUGUGCAAGAAUUAAUUGAAGGAGGAGAACUCUUCGAAAGAGUCAUCGACGACGAUUUCAUAUUAACCGAAAAAAGCUGCACCGUAUUCAUACGUCAGAUAUGUGAGGGAAUCGAGUUUAUCCAUAAACAAAACAUUCUUCAUUUAGACAUGAAGCCAGAAAAUAUUUUGUGUCUAACAAAAACCGGAAACAGAAUCAAAAUCAUCGAUUUUGGACUUGCCAGAAAAUUUGAUCCAACAAAAAAACUUCAAGUCCUUUUUGGAACACCAGAAUUCGUCGCUCCCGAAGUAGUCAACUUUGAUCAAAUCGGUUUUGGAACAGAUAUGUGGUCAAUAGGAGUUAUUUGUUACGUUUUAUUAUCUGGUCUCUCACCAUUUAUGGGACACACCGACAUUGAAACUAUGGCCAAUGUGACAAUUGCCAAAUAUGAUUUUGACGAUGAAGCCUUCCAGGAAAUUUCUGACAACGCUAAAGAUUUCAUUAGAAAACUACUUUUGAAAGAUAUGAAUGCACGCAUGACGUCCACCGAGUGUUUGAAACACGCUUGGUUGCAAAGGAGAGUGAAGAAGCUUCAAACAAACCAAAUGGACACAACCAAAGAUAAUUUGAAGCAAUUUGUUGAACGCUGGAGCGAUCACCCAAAUUCCCCAUAUUUAUUCGAAGUUUCGUCUCAUUCGAUUUUACCUUGUAUGAGUUCAAGCUUAAAGUUAUCCGAGUCGUUGAACUCUUUGGUGGUUUCAAACCCAUCUCCACCGGAAUCUUUAAGUUCUUCCCUCGGAUCUGAUGAUAAUUUCUUCGUUUUUAAUUCUCGGGAUAGUUUCCAAAAAGAUUUUCAGUAUCCAGUUCCAGAUCAUUUUCGAAGAGCUUCGGAUAGUUACGGGGUGGUCAAAUCACCAGAUAUUGUCGAAAGGCUUAAUUUAGCCGAAGAAAUUCGUAAACUUUCUGACAAACUCUUUCAACUUUCUACUAUCAGUCCAAAUUUAAAUUGUACGACGAUUCAAUCUAACUCAAAUACAUAUUCUAAUUCUAAUUCAGCGUUUCAUUCAGUAACAGAAACUACACGGUCAGAAAAAAACGUUGAUACCACAGUUCCGUGGAGAAGACAACAUAAUAAGAUAAAUCAAUCGAGUAGAGAUGUUCCAAUCAGCCCUCGUAAAAAAAGCUCGGACACGUUUAGAGAACAAUUUAAUUCGAGAUUAAACGUUUUUAAUUCGAACAGUUCGACAUCAGAUAAUCCGGUGAACACUAAAGAUGUCCUUUUGAAACUUUUAGAUCGUUGGGAAGGUCCGAAAGUUCAAAAGAUUAGGCACAGUUCGAUUUCUACUGAAUAUUCUGAAUCCGAAAGUUUAGUUGGGCAAAAAACUAUUAACUCUUUGAAUACAUUUUUCCAAACGAGGCGUACAACUUCGAAUAAAUAGAAGAGAAAGUACUGUGUGUUAAUUAAUUAUCGUAUCCGACGUCAUAUCGGUAUGCAACCAAUAUCACAGUAUUGGUAUUGCAAUAUAUGAUGACGUCGGGUGCGAUAAUUAAUUAACACACUGUAUAAUUAUAACGUUUAUAUUCAUUUAUUUGUCGUAACUUAUUAUUUAAUUUAAUUAUUUAUAAAGCUUUUGCAUUUGAUCUACAAACUCUCGAGACUUUUGGGACCAUGCUAUAUCGUUUCUUUUUCUUAUUAUUUUCGUCAUUUCUUACUUAUUUAUUCGUUCGUAUUUGUUGUCUUUGUUAAAAAAAUGAAAUGUAAUAAAACAGUUUUUUAUUUGA
Molecule: messenger RNA, 2326 nt
Organism: Onthophagus taurus
Lineage: Eukaryota; Metazoa; Arthropoda; Insecta; Coleoptera; Scarabaeidae
Product: myosin light chain kinase, smooth muscle
Biological process (GO): intracellular signal transduction; positive regulation of apoptotic process; protein phosphorylation
Cellular component (GO): nucleus
Molecular function (GO): protein serine/threonine kinase activity; ATP binding
Source: RefSeq, a predicted model, not a curated record